Messenger RNA from Drosophila albomicans, 1254 nucleotides. RefSeq lists its product as uncharacterized. Bases 69 to 707 code for a protein of 212 amino acids. The record is from RefSeq and is a predicted model, not a curated record. The transcript is spliced from 2 exons. NCBI's taxonomy places the organism in Eukaryota, Metazoa, Arthropoda, Insecta, Diptera, Drosophilidae. Gene Ontology annotation, biological process: regulation of transcription by RNA polymerase II. Gene Ontology annotation, cellular component: nucleus; transcription regulator complex.
CUUACCCAUCUCUAGUGCAAAGUUGUUGUUAUAGUAAUAAUAUUAUUGUUUGUUUGUUUACAAACACAAUGUCUUACUUUGACCAUCGCCUUAUUGAAUUUGUGCGUGCCAAUCCUAUUUUACACAAACGCGACCUGCGCAACACUCCCUACGAGUCCCGCAAAAAGAAAAGAGAAUUGUGGUGCAGCAUUGCAACUUCCCUGGAAACGGACGUGCAAACGUGCAUAACACGCUGGAGAUAUAUGCAAGACAAGCUGAGACGGGAGUUGCUGAAAGAGCACUCGGAUUGGAGUUUGCUGGACAAAUUGCGUUUCAUUGGACAGCACAAGAUCAAUGAGAGACAUCAACUGCAGCAGGCUGUGACAACGUCGGCCCACAUAAAUGUAAGUUGGCGCGCCCUCAGUGCCGGGCAGCUCAUUGAGCACACCGCCGAUGAUGAGGACGAUGCGCUGCAGGAGGCAAUGGACGAGCAGCAUGUGGUACCCCAACCCCAACCCCAAUCCCAGCCACCACCAUCAUCAUCAAUAGUAGUGGCUGGCAGCAGUAACAGCGGUAAUAGCAACGAGGACCUCAUGAAACGCAUCGAGGCUUUGUUGCAGGGCUUGGGUACAAAUCGCUCCAAGGCAGAGAAGAAAAUCGUGGCCUAUUUGUGUAAAUGCACGCUGCGCUCUCUCAAUGAUGAGCAAAUCGAUGAUAUAUUUAUUUAAUCAACUUCCCUCCCAAGCCCUCCCCGACUCGACCACGAACUGAUUAGUUUUAAUUUGUAAUUUAGUUGCUUAAAGAUUUUCUUUUCAUAUUUUUUGGGGUUGUGGGUUGGGCGCAAACAAAAAUCGAAGUCAAGUCAAGUUUUGUGAGCCACACCAAAAACAACUCUUACUAUGACGCAGUUAGUUUGGUGAAGCGUAGCCGUGUUGCCUCCUAGUUGGUCAAAGAGUGCGCGCGCAAGCAAUAACAUCAUGUCCAAUAUUCAAUGUCUGCUUGUCUGGCUGAGGGACAAUGGAUGGGUAGGAGAGCAGGGGGGACAGCAGGUGGGGGUAGACGACGCCAAACAAGCAUUUAGUUUAUUAAUUUUGAUGAGUCUUUGGCAGCAAUAAUAUUAUGAGUAAUUCACCCUGCCCCUGCGAUCAAGCAACCUCCCCACCCCUCGUAAAUUGUAUAUCAACAACUAAUAUAAACGACUCCUCCUACUCACUUACACUACCACUCCACAGAGGGCGCCCUCCGCCACCUUUCUAAAGUUGUAGCUGCUGCUGC